UCCGCCCUGCCGUGCGGUCGGCUCGCCGUCCUGACAUGCUAUUUCUCCUGCUGCUCGCCGGCAUCCUCGCCAGUGGCAUCCUGGCCGAGCCCCAGGUGACUCACCGAGUCUUCAUGGAGCUCUCUAUCGGUGGAGAGCCCGCCGGCCGGCUUGAGAUUGGCCUGUUCGGUGAGCAUGCGCCCAAGACGGUGGAAAACUUCCUCGGGGUAAUCAAGGGCUUCACGUCGAAAGGGUCGGGCAAGUCGCUUGGCCUCCGCGGCUCCAAGCUUCAUCGCAUAAUCCCAGGGUUUAUGGCGCAGGGUGGGGAUAUUACUCGAGGCGAUGGGCGCGGCGGCGAUUCCAUCUGGGGCGGCGCGUUUGACGACGAGUCCUUUCGCUACAAACACUCCCGUGCUGGCCGCGUCUCAAUGGCCAACGCGGGUCCGAAUACGAACAAGUCUCAGUUUUUCAUCACCUUCAAGGCCACACCGCACCUCAACGGCAAGCACGUUGUCUUCGGCCAGGUGGAGGGCGUUCCCGCGUCGGGCAGCCAUCCCGUCUUGGCCAAGCUCGAGGCCGUCGGCUCGCGUGGAGGCCGGCCCUCGGCCGAGGUGAAGGUCGAGGUGUGCGGUAUCCUGCCAAACGCACACUCUCACGAGCUGUGAAACAUUCGCACCUGGGCUGUUUUUAUGACUAUGUGGGACGUCUGCGA
Molecule: messenger RNA, 691 nt
Organism: Emiliania huxleyi CCMP1516
Lineage: Eukaryota; Haptophyta; Isochrysidales; Noelaerhabdaceae
Exons: 3
Coding region: 36-644 (202 amino acids)
Biological process (GO): protein peptidyl-prolyl isomerization
Molecular function (GO): peptidyl-prolyl cis-trans isomerase activity
Source: RefSeq, a predicted model, not a curated record